AACGAAGGCCACCUGUAGCCGCCAUCGCCAUGAAGGUCUCCGAUGAAGCUCCGCGGCGGGGUCCCCUCGACUCCACAACAUCGGGUUUCUCGGCUGUCUCUUCGAAUUCCCGGCGAUCAAACCUUGUGUCAGGAUCGCUCGUUUCGCUCCAACAGGGAGCGAAGUUCAUGUGGCGGAAAAAAUGGCUCAUACCAGUACUUCACUCACAGUUUUGGUUCUCCGCGUGCUUUUCCCUAAUGGCUCCGUUCUUCCCGAAUCUGGCUCAAAAAAGAGGUAUCCGACAGACUACUUGCGGCUUCAUAUUUUCCGUGUUCAAACUUUUCAUGUUCAUCGGAUCCUUCAGUUCCGAGAAAUUGAUAGACAGAUUCGGACCGGUGCCACUCUACGUAGCUGGACUAGUAGGAACCUUCAUCUUCGAUGUGUCUAUCGGAUCUUUGUAUUGGGUGGGCGAUCCGGAUAUAUUUUUGGGGCUCGCGUUCCCGCUGGCUAUUGCUGGAGGCUUCUUGGCGUGCUCGUAUUCGGUGUCGAUGUACUCAAUGGUGACUGAACGAUUCAGUGAAAAGCCUGGAUUGAUAAUCGCUUCAAUGGAAUUCCUGUGGGGAAUCGGGAACAUGGUAGGGACAAUGGCUGGAGGCUUCCUAAUCGAAUUCUGGGGAUUUCCUUUCCCAUUCUUUGCGCUCGGCGUCAUCAUGAUUCUGCUCAUUCCAACGAUUAUACGGAAUGGUCCGCUGCAACCUUCAAAGAGUAUGAGAGACCCAAUCGAGGAACACUCGGAAUUGAAAUUUCGACCGCGGAACUCCAUCGCAUCUCUAGGCCGACAGAGUGGAGUGUCAGUGAUGUCCAGUAUUUCGUCGCAACCUGACCAGCCGGUCAGAUACAAAUACAUGAUCCUCCAACCACUGUUCAUAAUCGAUAUGAUCACAGUGAUGUUCUCUUGGAUUGUCAUGAGCUUCAACGAACCGACGCUUCAGACCUGGCUGUCCGGGCAGUUCCGUCUGACAGACUCAGGUAUCGGCAUCGUGUUCUGCGUGCAAUACGCUUGCUAUGCGAGUGGAGCUCUCCUCUCAGGCUUCGUUUCGUCUUUCGGGCACGAAGAGUUCCUGCUCUUUCUCGGCCAGGUCUGUACCGCUCUGGCGUACUUGCUCAUCGGACCCGUCCCAUUCAUCAACCACGAACCCUCCAUGAGCUUCAUCUACCUGUCGCAAAUUUUCACGGGAUUCGGGAUGGCCGCUCAGUUCGUAUGCGGAUUCGCCCACGCCCUCAAGAUAUCGAUAAAGGCGGGAUAUCCAAAGAACAUCAAAACUUCGGGUGUUGUGGCGAGUGCAACGUUUGUUUUCAUGGUUCUCGGCGCUAUUGUUACACCACCAAUCGCUAGUUUUGUCGUCGAGGAGUUUGGCUACCGCCAGGGAACCAUGUUCAUUUUCUGUCCACUUGCGGCAUGGAGUGUGGUGAAUUUCGGUGUCUUCAUUUACGGAUUGAAGGAUCUAGUCAGUCGCUCACCUGAUAGUGACGAAGCGUUUGCUUGAGACUUCCAGCCGUGGGAAGCGAGGUAAACCAAACCGAGGCCGCGGCUCCGAUCCUCGGAGGAUGACGACAAGCUCAUUAGCGGCAGGAUACUUCACUAGCGUUCAUGUAGUCGAUUCUCACGGAAGCUCCACAGACGAAGACGCACGGGAGAGCCGCAAAAAUCAUCUCUUUUGUACCUCGUCCGAGUUUUCCGGACAUUUGAUUCUGCCCUUCUGCACCAGUGACGGGCAUUCCGAUCCCCGAGCUGUAUAUAAGUGAAUACGCGAUCCGAAACGUCCGACCUGUAUAUUAUUAUUGCAAAGAUCUUUCGAUAGCAGGCCGGCCGAUCUCGGCUCAAUCCGGCUCAGCGCCCCUGCCGAAUUACUUCCCUCCCUCAGGACGAAUGGUUUCACCCGCCCCCUCCCCCCGCGUCAUGCCAGGCUCCGAUGGAAAGAGAAUAAAACACGAUCCGGCAAGGGUUUAAGGCACAGGGAUCA
Molecule: messenger RNA, 2003 nt
Organism: Galendromus occidentalis (western predatory mite)
Lineage: Eukaryota; Metazoa; Arthropoda; Arachnida; Mesostigmata; Phytoseiidae
Product: MFS-type transporter SLC18B1
Exons: 13
Coding region: 30-1526 (498 amino acids)
Biological process (GO): transmembrane transport
Molecular function (GO): transmembrane transporter activity
Source: RefSeq, a predicted model, not a curated record